Messenger RNA from Dermacentor andersoni, 765 nucleotides. RefSeq lists its product as uncharacterized. The record is from RefSeq and is a predicted model, not a curated record. Lineage: Eukaryota; Metazoa; Arthropoda; Arachnida; Ixodida; Ixodidae.
UCGAUCCGGAGCAGUGCUUCACAUUUCCUGCUGAGGAGUCUGUUGAAAGCGUGCACAAGACUGUCGGUAUGCAAGGUAUCAUGAAGCUUUCAGUAUUCGUGGCGCAUAUUUUAAUUGCUGCAAGCGUUGUCGCAGGCCAGAAUGGUUACGAAUACGAAGACGAAGAACAAGUUGAAUGCCCUAUAAGAUCCGGAAGAAGCCAGAAUGGUAGCGAAUACCAAGACGAAGAACAAGUUGAAUGCCCUAUCAGAUCCGGAAGAAAUGGAUGCGUAGUCUACGGAAAGAACAUUGCGCCAGGAAAAAGCUUGUCUCUCGAAGAUCCUUGCAUUAAUGUUGAAUGCAGCGCCAAUGGCCGGAGGCUUACAGUCGAAGGGUGCUCGGAAAGCGGAAAUAUUUGUCCAGGGGGACCCGUGGCUAAAGGCAAAAAGUCACUAAAAUGGCCGUUUUGCUGUGCAAGAUGCCACACUCCGGACAUUUCUGCAUAGCCGCCCUCUCUCCCACUACCAGUCGCAUGCCGUCCAGGAAACACACACGUGCCCAGCCUAGGCGCUUCUCGAGGUUCUAACUGUGCAAAGCAGUAAACCUGAAGCUUGCUUCUACCUAACGCGCUGCUCUUCCUCUUUCUCCUGUUGGAAAUAUCUUCACCUGAUCUUCAAGGACUUACAAGGGAGUCACAGGAAAUACUUUGAGAAAAUUUCGCGCUGUCAUUAUGUAGCUCGUAAGCUUCCCUUCUAAAGAUAAAGAACAUUGCUUUAGUAAACCGGA